UGAACUCAGCCAUGGCGGUCGAUCAGCCACAAGAAGACGAUCCAUUUCUCAGAUUCAUCGACUACGCGAGGUCUAUGCUUUCUCCGGAAGACGAAAACGAUGACGACGAAGACUUCGAUCUGAACGGAAGAAUCGAAGCGGAUAUCAAGCGGCCGAGCUGGAACUGGAUCGCCUCUCGGAUCCUCAAGACUUGCACCGCUUACUCAAGCGGCGUCACUGCAGCGAUUCUGCUCUCCGACCUCUCUCAGGCGUGGAAUGAGCAACACAGGGAUGGGGCUCCGAGGAAGAGGCCAGAAUGUAUCAACCAGUUGAAGAAGAAACGAGGGAGAGCGAAGCUUCCGAACACCGUGACUAUCGACUCUAUUUACGAGAAGAAUUUCUUGUCCAUGAACAGUGUCUUGGAAGCUGUUAUUGUCGAUGCUUUUGUCCUUCCAGGUACUAACAUAUACAUGCUUACACUGGGUGAUUUUUGGAGCUCCAAUACCAUUGAUCUCUACCUCCCUCGCAGAUACUAUGAGUUGGUGGAUCCUCGAAAUGGGAUUUUGAAGAAAGGUAGGGAGAUUCUCCUCACUGGAUGCCAUCUACGCACUGCCGCUGAAGGUUCUGGUCAUCCGUGCCUGCUGCCAACAGAAUAUCUUGUGAUUUUAUUGGAUGAGGAUGAGGAUGAUGAUGUGAUGCUUAUUGGAGCUCAAUUUUGCUCCGAUUCAUUCUCUUCCAUUUCGCUUGAUGCGGUCAAUCAAGGAGUUUCUUAUUCAUUGUAUGCUAGGAUUGAGUUUAUUGGAUCGUCUGAAAUUGAUGGGAAGUUCGGUAGUUUACAGAAGAAGCAAAUCACCCUUGUUGACGAAGAUGGUGUCAAACUAAAGUUUCUGCUAUGGGGAGAGCAGAUUCAACUCGCCAAUCUCUUCAGCAUUGGAAGUAUGCUUGGACUGGAUAGGCCAUACAUUGCAAGUUCUCUAGAGAGUGGCCUUGAAGAAAGUGACAAAAUUUGUCUUGAAUAUGGAAGUGCAACGCAGUUAUAUUUGGCGCCUUUCAUUCAACAUGAGGAACAGGUACGUCUAACAUUGACGCAAAACUGGGGCCAAGGAUCAGGCCUCUUGAGUACGUUAGAUCUCACUCCAGGUCCAAGAGUUUCUCAAGUUUCCUUGCCACGUGAUUCACAAGGGUCUGUUGACUUCAGAAGUUAUCCUUUUCAAACAUAUGUUACUGAUCUUCAUGACAAGAUGACUGGCAUCAGCCUGUAUGGCGUCGUUACCAAUAUUAAGAAAGAAAGGAGAAACACACAAGCUACUAUUUUUUUGUUAAGACUUCAAGAUAGUACUGGAGCAAUUUGGACAAAGCUACAUUUUGCAAACUCUUGGUCAUUGAGAAGAAUAAGCCUUGGUCACACAGUGUACAUAUCUGGCCUUGCAUGCUCUAUGACGAGACAGAAUAGCCUUGAAGCGUUAUGGCUUGAGAGUGAUACCGGAGCUUCGUUUAUCAAUCUCAGCUGCUUGCCAGCAUUGCUAAACUCACCUUGUCUUCACAAGUUGUCAAAAAUAUCCAAUCUAUCUACCCAGACCAGCAGUACACAAAUAGCUAGCAUUUGGCUGGACAUGGCACAUUGUCAUGGUACUACUAGGCUUACACAUGUCGUUUGUGGUCAUUUGGUCAACCAAACACCUAGCGGGGUUAUGGAAUGUAGCUUCUGUCUUCACAACUGUGACACUGAAGUUGUCCGAAGUUUGCAUCUCAAAAUCACCCUUGCAGAUGAGAGUGGGAAAAUUUUCGCGUGGUCUGCCGGUCAAACCGCCAUCGAGUUGCUCCAAAUAUCUCCCGAUGAAUUCCAUGAACUGCCUGAGGAGGAACAAAUAAUGUUUUUUUCUUCACUACACAAGGAGAGAUUCAUUGUUGCUUUGGUUAACUGCAACAUGGAGGUGUACGGACAAAGUGAUGGCUUUGUCCAUGAAAAUGAUUCAGUUUCAUGGGAAAUUACUCGUGCACUAAAGUGCGAGUAA
This is a messenger RNA of Morus notabilis, 1994 nucleotides long. RefSeq lists its product as uncharacterized. Bases 12 to 1994 code for a protein of 660 amino acids. The transcript has 13 exons. NCBI's taxonomy places the organism in Eukaryota, Viridiplantae, Streptophyta, Magnoliopsida, Rosales, Moraceae. The record is from RefSeq and is a predicted model, not a curated record.